AUGGAACGUGCAGGUGGUAACAAGAAGGCCAAGAAGAGCACACAAGAGUUGUCAGACGUGGGGCCAUUUCUGUCGGAGGCCGACGUGGCUUGCAUUAGCAACCGAGAGCUCAACACCCUGGCAAGAGUCACCCGCCUAGGCUUGGUCUUUUCGCGGGUGGGCUGUACCAACCCCACGGAACAAUCCCGUGGAAGAGCCACAAGCUUCUUGAAAAGCCACAUGGGUGUGGCCGAGUUGAGCGAGCCGAGUGAAUUCUUGAAGUCGGCAGGGUCAGAUAGGCAAGUGCAUAAGUGUCCAGAGAAAAGCAAAGUAGCUACCCAAGCAAGGGCUGACCUUAAACCCUUAGACCAGGGUUCCUAA
Molecule: messenger RNA, 360 nt
Organism: Symbiodinium sp. CCMP2592
Lineage: Eukaryota; Dinophyceae; Suessiales; Symbiodiniaceae
Source: the annotation of a GenBank genome assembly